Molecule: messenger RNA, 1178 nt
Organism: Neolamprologus brichardi
Lineage: Eukaryota; Metazoa; Chordata; Actinopteri; Cichliformes; Cichlidae
Source: RefSeq, a predicted model, not a curated record
AACAGAUAUAAGGAGGGAGAAACAGCAGGUGGCCAUGACAAGAACAAUAUAGAUACCUGCUAUCACACUCACAGACUUUCAGCUUCCUUUAUCAGAUUUUAAACUCAGGGAUUCUGUGAUUCUUGAAAAAUACCACCAUCUUUUGGACAUUUAUCGCACUUUAAAUGAAGAAGCAAUGUCUGCUGUAACGUCUGCAUCUCUCUGCCUGACUUUACUGUCUGUCUGCCUCUUGUUUGUCUCUGCAGACCAGAAAAUCAUCAUAGCUGUGCCAGGACAGACGGUCACUCUGCCAUGUCGAGCUCCAAACAGCGGCAACCCCAUCAUAGCUGCAGAGUGGAGCAGAGCUGACCUGGAGCAAAAAUAUGUCCUUUUUUACCGAGACGAUAAGCUUGAUACAGAAGAGCAGCAUCCAUCUUUUAAGAACCGGGUGGAUCUGCAGGACAGACAGAUGAAGGAUGGAGGCGUGUCUUUAAUUCUGAAGGAUGUGACGACUGCUGAUGGUGGAACAUAUGAGUGUUGUGUCGUCCAUGAAGUAAGAGAAGGUAGAAAGUUGGCCGUUUUAAAGACUGAGCCCAUCAGCGUCAUCCAGCUAAAGGUUAUUUCACCAGGUCAGCCAGGAGGACACGGAGAGGAUGGGGCUGUUGGACUAACAGUUGUUAUUGUGCUUUCUAUAGUUCUUUUCGCAACUAUAAUAUACUACAUAAAAAUGACAGAAAAUACAGAAGGAGAAAAAAACAGCACUUCCCAGACGAGCAGCAAGCUGAAACGCUCCACUCGUGUCACUCGUCCCACCUUUCGUAGCAAAAAGACAGAUGCUCUGAAGACAGAUGUGAGUUCACAGUGACGGGAAUCCAGCAGACAGUAGUCAGCUGUAAAUGUCUAACUUAUCUUGAGUUUGUUUUUAUCCAUCUUUGGAGUUUUUCUAGUUCAGAUUGAUUGCGUCUGGGAGUGGGUAUGUCUAGACUGCAAAUAGUUAAAAAUCAACCAUCAUAAUAAUAAGUUAAAAUGACAGUUUUCAUCGUUUUCCUUUGGGGAACACUGAAAUCUCUUUGGAGCGCCUAAAUGUUUUUCUAUGGAGGAAAAGAGUUUUGUUUGUGAAGAUCAUGAGAACAUUUCUGUAGUGAAGUUACCUGUUUUAUCAACUUUCUUCAUCAGUUUUGAUGCAUUUUUUGUGCCUU